AUGUCGUUGAUUCAAGAAACACCUGAGCGCAUCUUUGAGAUGCUCAAGGAAAAGUUACCGCUUGAAUCAAGAUUAGUUGACAAGGCAGUAGCAGUUCCAGGUUCUGAAGAAAAGGGACACUCACCAGUUUACCGUAACGCAUACAGUCCUGACCAAUUAAUCACCAAAUUACAUCCUUCCUUGGACACAUUGUACACAUUGUUUGAGUUUGGUUACAAGUUUAGCGAAAACCAAAAGGCAUUUGGAGUUAGAGAAAAGUUGCCUGACGGGUCAUUUGGUAAAUAUCAAUGGCAAGACUACCGCACUAUAAAACAGAGAAGAAACAACUUGGGCUCAGGUAUAUUCUUUGUGUUGGAGAAUAAUCCAUUUCGGACCAAAAGUGACAUUCACCAAAACUUAAACUACGACCCAAAUAGAAAAGGAGAUUCAUUCAUAUUGACGAUCUUUAGUCACAACAGACCAGAGUGGGCGUUGGCAGAUUUGACCUCAAUUGCUUAUUCUAUUACGAAUACUGCAUUGUACGACACUUUAGGCCCAAACACUAGUAGAUAUAUUUUAGAGUUGACAGAGUCGCCUAUUGUUUUAUGCUCAAGGGAAAAUAUUACAAAAUUGAUUGAUUUGAAGAAACAGAGUGACAAGAUGGUGAACUUGAUUGUCAUUGUAUCUAUGGAUAAGUUGGAUGGCACUGACGAUGCUAGAUUGAAAAAUCUUGCUGCUGCCAACCAAAUUGCAUUGUUUGAUUUUGAGCAUGUUGAAAAACUUGGAGAAGCAAAUCCAUUGGCUCCAAUACCACCAACCCCAGAUACUAAGUUUACAAUUUCAUUCACUUCGGGAACCACUGGAGCUAACCCAAAGGGAGUUGUGUUGACUCAUGAAAACGCUGUUGCCGGGUUGGUUUUCAGGUAUGGUAGAGGGUUUGAUCCUGGAUCUGUUAGGUUGUAUUCGUUUUUGCCAAUGGCGCACAUAUACGAACGGUCCAAUAUUCAAUAUGCAUUAAGUGUUGGAGCAGAAAUUGGGUUCCCGCAGGGAAAAUCACCAUUGACAAUGCUUGAUGAUGUGAAAGAGUUGCAACCAACUGGACUUGCUACUGUGCCAAGGAUUUUAUCUAAACUUGAGGCUGGAAUCAAAGCAAACACUAUCAACAACAAUGAAAAGCCGUUGGUGAAAUAUCUUUAUACCAAAGCCAUCACCGAGAAGAUGAGACUUCAAGCGCAGGCAAAUGAAGACGAUACCAACUCUAGCCAUUUGUUUUAUGACGUGUUACUCAAUGCGUUGAGAAAGAAGAUGGGGUUGGGUAGUGUCAAAGUCAUGUCCACCGGUUCUUCGCCGGUCAGUCCUGAGACAAUCAAGUUUUUGAAAGCAGCAUUGAAUGUGGGUAUUAGCAAUGGUUAUGGAUCUACAGAGUCGUUUGCUGGAUUCAUUAGUAGUAAACAAUUUGACCAUAAUCCUGGAUCCAUUGGUGCCAUUGGAGUUACUGCUGAGUGCAGAUUAAAGGACAUUCCGGAAAUGAACUACACUUCGAAAGAUGCAGAAGGACCCCGGGGAGAGUUGUUAUUGAGAGGACCGCAAAUAUUUAAGGAAUAUUACAAGAACCCUGAAGCAACUGCAGAAGCAUUCGACAAAGAUGGGUGGUUUUGCACUGGAGAUGUUGCAAGAAUUGACACUGCAAAUAACAAUCAAGUUUACGUAUUUGAUCGGGUAAAGAAUUUCUUCAAGUUGGCACAGGGGGAGUUCGUUACUCCGGAAAAGAUUGAAAACACUUAUUUGGCAGCUAACCCACAUAUUCAACAGAUUUUUGUUCACGGAAACUCACUUGAAUCCUAUCUUGUUGGAAUUAUCGGGUUGGAUCCAACAACCGUUGGAGGAUACAUAAAGGCCAAAUUCAACGAUGAAAUCAAUGAUCCUAAUGACAUCCUUCGUUUCCUAAAUGAUCCCAGGAACAAGAAGGAAUUCCUUUUGGAUCUCAAUGCUGCCGUCAAGGAUCAAUUGCAAGGGUUUGAGAGAUUGCACAAUGUGGAGAUUUAUUUCAACCCCUUAACAAUUGAAAGAGAAGUUGUCACACCAACACAAAAGAUAAGAAGACCCAUUUGCACCAAAUACUUUCAAGACAAUUUGAAUAAAAUGUAUAGAGAAGGCUCACUUUUGAGAAGUGAAAAGUUAUAG
This is a messenger RNA of Lodderomyces theae, 2163 nucleotides long. RefSeq lists its product as uncharacterized. The transcript has a single exon. Gene Ontology annotation, cellular component: endoplasmic reticulum; membrane. The coding region runs from base 1 to 2163 and encodes 720 amino acids. Gene Ontology annotation, molecular function: long-chain fatty acid-CoA ligase activity. The record is from RefSeq and is a predicted model, not a curated record. Lineage: Eukaryota; Fungi; Ascomycota; Pichiomycetes; Serinales; Debaryomycetaceae. Gene Ontology annotation, biological process: long-chain fatty acid metabolic process.